CCAGACUCUCUGACACGAUGUGACAGCGACUCUCUGACAAUCCGUCCGACGUCUGAAUCCUCUGGAGCUUUCAAAAAAAGUAGUAGAAGAAGAAGAAACACCCGGGGGCGCGUUUGCGUGCUUGCAGAGGCGUGCAGCAUUGAAGAAGUUAUUCACAAGUCGCCAGCUCAGCAGCUGUUUUAUCUCUUUUUCAAAACUUAGCCCUUUCACAUCAGCGUCUCCACGCGCCGGCGCACUGCCACGUUCUUACAGCGCGCGCGCGCGCUCCAGCGUUAUGGCAGCCAUGUUAUCCGUGUGUUUGAGGUUGCUUUUGCUCCUCCCUCUGGUCAGCAGCGUCCCCUCCCCCUCCAGACCUCCAUCCAGAAUCUGCAGACGAUGCUGCGACUACCAUGAGCCACCAGCAGCCUCUACCCAAUAUCAGAUGCCUGAGGUCCGCACCGUCAUCAACAUGACCAUCCUCAAAGGUGAUAAAGGUGACAGAGGCGACAAGGGUACACCUGGCAAACCUGGUUUAGAAGGCCCACCAGGCUUCCGAGGACCCAUGGGCCCUAAAGGUAGCAAGGGUCAGGCAGGCGCUCCCGGGGACCCCUGCAAAAUCCCCCUCUCUUCCUUCUCAGUGGGGCGUCGCAAGUCCCUGCACAGCGGGGAUUAUUACCAGGCGCUUGUGUUUGACACAGUGUUCGUCAACCUCCACGAGCACUUCAACAUGUUCAAGGGAAAGUUCUACUGCUAUGUACCAGGGAUCUACUUCUUCAAUGUGAACAUCCACACCUGGAACUUCAAAGAGACUUACCUCCACCUCAUGCACAACAACAAGGAGCAGGUGAUCCUGUACGCUCAGCCUAGCGAGAGGUCCAUCAUGCAGAGCCAGAGUGUCAUGCUCAAUCUGGCUCUGAAUGACGAGGUCUGGGUUCGACUUUACAAGAGGGAGAGGGAGAACGCCGUUUACAGUGACGACGUGGACGUUUACAUCACCUUUAAUGGAUACCUGGUGGCACCUGGCAUCCAGUGAAAAUGGAGGGAACAGAACAAAGACAUGAGUGACAAAAUCUCUGGGAUUAUUUGGUCUUUUUGCCAUGGAUACUGUUUUGUGCAAAGAAAUAAGAGCCAAGUAGAGGACAUAGCGAGUUUGGUGCUUAUUAUACAUUCCUUUCAGACUGGAGAGGAACAGACUGUGCUUUUUAAUGAGGCUGCCCAAAAAACCCUAUAGAAUAAAAAAGAACGGCAAGAUUGAGAAAGGUAGCACAGCAUGAAUAAGGAGGGGAUGUUGAAUUUCUUCCUGUUAUACAAAGUUAAAAAAAUCUUCAUGUCUUUUGUGCUGUGCUACUUUUUGCUCUUGGAUUACUUUUUUUCAGGGACUUUGUGUGAGAGCACAAGUUUUAUCAGGAAUCAAAAAUCUGUGCAAUCAGUUAUGUAUCGGUGCCACGGUGGUUUUAGAGAAAAGUUUGUUAGAUUAGAAUGAGUUCUGCUCGCAUGCUCAUGGUACAGUUAAACAAGUGUUUCAUUUGUGCCUUUCUGAAGAACAGAAGAGGUCAGGUCACCAAAAAUGCAAGAAACUACUGUUCCUCAUACCCCCGAUGGCAUCUGCUCAAGUAGUUUUUAACAUUUUUAGGACUGACUUCUGAAAACUUUUUACCCUUUGGAUGCUAUUUUUAAACCUUCAACUCAAUAUUGUCUUCAAAAGCUUGUAAAACAUCAACCCUCUGGUGUAGUCAAGCUCCAAACAUCUCUUUUUUCAGGACAACCGUCUCAAAAAUUCCUGUUAACACUUACGACUUUGAUUUUUUAGGAUCUCUUGAAGACCAAAAAGCGGAAAAAUAAUCAUUCUGUGACAAAGAAAACCCUUGAAAAUAUUCACACAUUUACAAAAUAAGUCUAUUUCAGCCAUUAUUCAAAGUAGUUCCUGUCUGCAGUGACACAGAGGGACACAUCACAGGCUCUCUGUCUCCCUUUCUCUCCAUUAUGAGAUACUCAGGCCGUCUCCUCAAGGAUAUGCAUUGUAUAGAGUUGCAAAGUAGCGGUGGGAGUAUUGAUACUACAGUAUCAAUAUAUUAAUAUUUACAAAGUACCCUUCUGGUAUUGAUCUCUCCAGCAAAGUAUUGAUACCAAAUUAGUACUAUAAAAUAUGUCUCACCACUGCUUCUCUCAGAGUGUUUCCCUUCCUCCCUGCCUGUCUCCUCAAAACUGUUUUGGCUUUACUGCUCCUCCAUGUCACGUAACAUUGAAAACCAAUUGGUCAUGUCAAUCCUACCAUACCAUGUGACUUUGGGGACCAAUCAUAAAUGAGUAACAAAUUUCAGCAACUCCACUUACUUGCAUAUGAAUUCAUUUUCAAGUCUGUGAUGUGGACCCAGCUGUCUUUCUCACUCAAUGUGGUCCCCAAGUAAAUUUCAAAAUUUUAAGAUAACAUAAAAAAAUACAGAGACCACAUGCCAAUACCAUAAAAUGUAUGAAGACCAGGUUGAUAGUUGACAGAAAUAAAUAUUUCUAUGAAGAUCAUUGAUGACUUGUAUUUCUUACAUUUUUGCUCUAAACUAGUGUCUAUAGGUGGCUUAUGUAGCCCUUCUGUCUGAAUUUUUAAAAAAGAAUGGGAUAUUUUUAUUUUAUAGAUAUUUUAAUUCUAUAUAUCAGUUUGUGCUAUAAUUAUAUUUUUUAUUUGUUUUAUUUUUAUGUGCUUGCACAAACAUUUUA
Molecule: messenger RNA, 2691 nt
Organism: Cheilinus undulatus (humphead wrasse)
Lineage: Eukaryota; Metazoa; Chordata; Actinopteri; Labriformes; Labridae
Gene: c1qtnf6b
Product: C1q and TNF related 6b
Exons: 3
Coding region: 275-1012 (245 amino acids)
Molecular function (GO): protein binding
Source: RefSeq, a predicted model, not a curated record